This is a messenger RNA of Gigantopelta aegis, 4154 nucleotides long. RefSeq lists its product as uncharacterized. Lineage: Eukaryota; Metazoa; Mollusca; Gastropoda; Neomphalida; Peltospiridae. The coding region runs from base 149 to 2164 and encodes 671 amino acids. The record is from RefSeq and is a predicted model, not a curated record. Gene Ontology annotation, molecular function: lipid binding. The transcript has 14 exons.
AAAUGUGCAUGUCACAUGAUGUAAAUUAAACAGAUGAAAUGACAAAUAGCAACAUGUGGACGAUUUUAUUUUUACACCUGACACCACAAUGUGUUAUGGGCAGUGUAGCGUAAUGUGAAUCCCUUCCAGAUUUAUACACGGGGCCGAUAUGGAGCUUCUGUAUCUGUCUGCUUUCGCAAGCAUCGUCUGUACUUUCAUUUUCCUGAGUUUCAGAUAUUUAUCUCUACUGCGAUGGAUCAGUGGACAGGCCUAUGUAUUCAGCAAGAGCCAAGAACAUUUUACAGCCGAAGAAGUAAUGGACCUUCUGAAAACAUCAAAGCCAUUUCCUGUAUCAUGCCAAAAGGGUUGGAAGAUUGACCAUGUGAGCCACGGACACCGUGUGUGGUUUAACUUUUUGACUGUCCCCCACAAUUUAAGCACAGCCAGCAUUAAAGUGUUCAGUAGCUUCUGCCAUCUGAGAGCAUCUCCACAGAUGGUGCUACAGGUUUUGAAAGACAUCACAUUAAGAUGUGAAUGGAAGCCCGGUGUUGUAGCCAGUUCAUCUGUGAGAGGUGUAAGUUCUUUAGAAAUUUCCACAAAGUUGAAAGGUGUGACAUCACUUUCUGUGAAGCAUGACAUUAUUAUGGAGGAAAGAAUCUGCAGUCCGAGAUGGAGCAGGUUUGAUACAUGGUGGGAAUCUAAUGUUACAGAAACAACAACACAACAAUACAAGAGAUACUGGCACAGGGAAGACAAUGGGUGUUGCUGGUUUCUUCAGGUGAACGAGCAGUGCCAGUCGUGGGAGUUCUACGUCACACAGCCAGUGGAAGGUUGGUUUGAAAUGGAUCACAGCCUUGUCACCAUAAUAACAUGGACCCGAGAUCAACAUCAUGAGCUCUUGGUUGAUACCGCUGCAGCUGUUCUCUGCUCACUGAAGGAAUAUCUUCUUCACCGUAAGAUACUGUCCACACCAUUUGUCAGCAUAUCUCUUCCUGAAAAAAGCUUGCUGCCCAUCAGUGUACCGGAGAAUGCUAUCUCAGAAGCGAAACCUGAAACAAAGCGAUACACGAAACUAUUUUCUAAAUUCAAAGAUUUCCUUGAGAGAACAACCCAGGGAACGAGCUCCCUAGAAUCACAGAGAGGAGACUUCAAGCGCUACUCGAGUAUCCUCCAUUUUCAAACUUCCGCCACUACGACCAUGGGUGGUGAAGUUUCAUCGAUCAAAGAUAGCUCUGGAUCAGACGUCAUCAGUCAGUCUGAUGGUGAUUCUCAGGCCAAGAGAAUCGGUACUGCUUUUGGAAACGUCACAUCAGAAAAUGAUGAUGUUCCCAAACAGGAAAAGUCAAAGAAAAGUCUGCAGAGGUCAAUUAGUGACUUUACAGGUCACCGACCAGAAUUAAGACAUACCGACAGACAGCAGACACCAGAGAGUGUUGAGGAAGAUAUGGAGACUACAGACCCAGUGUAUACCAAGUACAAAGUACAGGCAAACCAAGCAGCAGCAGAACUAUUGGCACAGGUUUUACAAGCCUCUAAUAUCCAGUUAGACAAGUCUCUGGAAGAUCAGCUGGAGGCCUCUGGUGGCUGGACGUUUUAUAGUUUUGACAGUGAAGUUGUGGUUUUAAAACGAAACUUCAAGAAUGGAGUUACUGUUCAAAGUUAUCUUGGUAAAGGUUUGAUUCAUGCGCCAGCUCGAACUGUGUGGGAUGCUGUUCGCAAUCCAAGAACAAGAUUUACAUAUGAUGAAACUUUGAAGAAUGUUGAUAUUUUGGAGUCAAUAGGAAGUAGUAUGAAAAUAGUUCACUUGUACCAUGAGGUUCUGCAGAUGUUGAAGAAGGCUGCAUGUGAUAUAUGUCUGCUACAGAGUGAGCGAGUCGAGGGGGAGAAGUACAUACUCACGUACGAGUCCAUUGAUGACAGAAUACCUCACAAGCCCGGCACAGUCAGAGCUAAGGUGCUUCCAAGUGGAUGGAUAAUUGAACCAGUGAAAAAAGACAGGAAAAUAUGCUCUAUGGUUACUUACCUUAUGCAGAUUGAUUUUGGACCAGCCAAGUCGAAUUCUGAACGAUUUCCUUUUGAAGAAAUGGUGGCUAGGCAACCACUGAGUAUUGCUUUUUUGGAGCAAUAUUUGAAACCAGCUGUGAUGAUGGCUCGCCGAAAAUCAGCCCCAGCCAUUGAUAAGUAGCAGACAGCUUCAGUGGAUGUCCAUCCUAAAAUGGAGUGGAUGAUGACAUUCAUCAGAUGCAACCUUCCAGAACAUGUGCCUUGAGCUGCAUUCAUGACUUCCAAACUAUUACAUAGACAUUCUUACCAUGACAACAAAAAAUGAUCCAUGUAUUUCAGAUAAAAUAAUACAAUUUAUUAUUUUAUUAUUAUUAUUAUUAUUAUUAUUAUUAUUAUUAUUUAUAGUAGUUUUUGUAAAUUAAUAGAAUUAUAAAUAGUUAUGUAACAUGAGGUUAUUUCAUUUUAUACUUUUUUUUUUAGGCCAGCAAAGAAAAGAUUAGUUGUUGUUUUUUAUUAUAAAUAAUAUAACAAAUGGAAAACUAAGUUGUAUCUUGCCCACAAUUAAAAUAAGAAAUGUUUCUGUAACAUGCAUUAACUUUUGAAUGACUCGCUUGGGAUUUGUUUCUGCUAUUAAUGAUCUCAUAAAACUAAAUAGCAGACCAUCAAUAAAUCCAUAACGUGGCUGUAUGUAUAUAUUUAUAUAUUUUAACUGUUAAAUUAUUAUGUAGUAGAUUUUGUAUUUACAUCAUCACUAGACAUUAUGAAUUAUUUUAUUAUUCUGAAUACUUUUAUUGGAGUUGUUUGGAAACUGUAACUGCUGGGUGUUUAGCUUAUUUCAUUACACAUAAGUGAACUUAUGUCAAACUAACAUUUAUACAAUCACAGCAUUAGAUGUUUGUGUCUUUUGUGCAGCUAUUAACCAAACAUAUUAACAGUAACUACUGUUUUGAACUAAGGUGACUCAUUUCAGUUAUACUCUCUUGUAGAAACCUAAAAAUAUUUUUCUACUAGAUGUUGUAUGAAUAAUGAAAGUACAGCUUGUUUUGGAUAUAAAAACAUUAAAUGUGAAGGUUUUCUAGAUUGUAUAAUAUACCAAACAAAAUGAAUUAAGGGCCAGUAGUUUUUUCAGCAUGUUUCUGUAAAUGUGGUCAGCAUUAUAGCAAGUUCUUAAAAUUACUGUUUAAAACAAUUUAGAGUGAACAAAAUGACAAGUAUUAUUAAAAAUCAGUAUGUAAUGAAUCCUAACUGAUCGAAUUGUGUAGUUUUCAUAAAUGUAAUGACAAUCCCACCAUGUGCAACAUCGUUACAUGUGUCACAGGUCAGAUUUUACCAAAACAAUGUUUGGAAGUCAUUUAUGAUCAAAACUUGCUAAAAUAAUAUGACACAAGCAAGGAAUUACCAAAAAGUGUAUUGGCCCUUAACUAGUUUUUCUUAGUAUAAAAAAGGCUUCUGUUUUUUAUUUAUAAAGUAGCCAUGACUUGUUUUAAGUAUUGUAGCUAAUACUUUUUAAAAUAAUUUGACCAGGCACAAAUACUGUAUAUUAAAAUUUUACUUUCACCAAUAUGCUUGAAAAAAACUUGUGAAAUAUCCCUAACCUUGACUGCUAAAGGCUUGAAUCUGACCCUUAGGAGUUGUUUUUGUAUGGUUGAUGAAAAUGUUUUAAGAACUCUUUUUAAAAUUGUUUCUGAAAACCUUUAAGAUUUUGAAUCAGUGGUUCAGUAUGUUUAAUCAAACUUAACCAUGACUAUUUUAAAGUUCUAAUAAUAUAUUUCACUUUUAUCUUGUGUUAACCAUAACCUGUUUUUAUUAUUGUACUUUAGGGUGUUUUGUACUAAAAUAUCUAGUAUGAGUUCGAUUUAAUCAAAUAAAACAUUAGUUUUGGCUUAUUUAAAAUAUUGUUACAAAAGUAAUUUAAGAAACAAUAUCUGUUAUGAUCUAGUAAUUUUACGUAAUAAGAAGUCAUAUUAAAUAAAUACUAUAGCCAAAAUAUAUUUAUAUCAAAGGGACUAUCCUAAGUUUGCUGCCAUUGUCACAUGUGUACAAGAUAGUAUUUUUAAUGACUAACAUUACACAUUAAAAGACAUUUUCUUUAUUACAAUAUCGGUGUCUGUAUAAACAAGGUGUUUGUUGUCAUCCUAAUAUUUGUAAUGGCCAAAAACAAUUUUACCUUU